Messenger RNA from Venustampulla echinocandica, 447 nucleotides. RefSeq lists its product as uncharacterized. Bases 1 to 447 code for a protein of 148 amino acids. Gene Ontology annotation, cellular component: mediator complex. NCBI's taxonomy places the organism in Eukaryota, Fungi, Ascomycota, Leotiomycetes, Helotiales, Pleuroascaceae. Gene Ontology annotation, biological process: regulation of transcription by RNA polymerase II. The record is from RefSeq and is a predicted model, not a curated record. Gene Ontology annotation, molecular function: transcription coregulator activity. The transcript has a single exon.
AUGACCACCCCAUCCCAAUCAACGCCCCAGCCGCCCUCGAUCACCGACAAGCUCUCCCCAGACUCCAUCGACACUCUGCCAGUUCUCUCGGCGCUUCUGUCGCGACUCCAGCCAUCAUCUACGACAUCGACAUCAACAGCAGGCUCCCCACCGGCUGCGUCACCCUCCCAGGUCGCCUCGGGCACAGGAGCGCUCACGAUUAAAGAUAUUCCCAUCGCGAGCGACGAGAUCAAACACAAGCUGCAGAAAGCCCGUGCGCAGGUCAAGGAGCUGCCAGAUAUUGACAGGAGCAUAUCCGAGCAGGAAUUGGAGAUUAGGGAGUUAGAAGAGAAGAUCGCGAAGCAGAGGGAGGUCUUGGAGAGUUUAAGGGACGUUGGGGUGGCUACAAGAAGGGAUCGGGAGAUGGGGGAGCGGACUAGUGGAGCCGAUGUGAUGGAGACGACUUGA